GCCUCCGGAGCCUUCCGCCGGGGCGGGGCAGCGCCGGGCGCCCGCGUGCGGGGCCGGUGCCGGUGCCGGUGCCGGUGCGUGAGCCCCCGCCAUGCCCGAGCUGCUGCCGGCGCAGGAGGCGGCGCGGAUCUACCACACCAACUACGUGAGGAACGCGCGGGCCAUGGGGCUGCUCUGGGCCCUCUUCACCCUCUGCUUCUCCAUCCUGAUGGUCGUGACCUUCAUCCAGCCGUACUGGAUCGGUGACAGCAUCGACACGCCGCAGGCCGGUUACUUCGGCCUCUUCUCCUACUGCAUCGGCAACGCGCUCACCGGGGAGCUCAUCUGCAAGGGCAGCCCCCUCGACUUCGGCACCAUCCCCUCCAGCGCCUUCAAAACAGCCAUGUUCUUCGUAGGCAUCUCCACUUUCCUCAUCAUCGGCUCCAUCCUCUGCUUCAGCCUCUUCUUCUUCUGUAACGCAGCCACUGUCUAUAAGGUCUGUGCCUGGAUGCAGCUGGCAGCAGCUACUGGGCUGAUGAUUGGUUGUCUGAUCUACCCUGACGGCUGGGACUCAACCGAGGUGAAGCGCAUGUGUGGGGAUAAGACGGACAAGUACACACUGGGUGCCUGCACUGUCCGCUGGGCCUACAUCCUCUGCAUCAUCGGCAUCCUUGAUGCUCUCAUCCUUUCCUUCCUGGGCUUUGUCUUGGGGAACCGACAGGACAACCUCCUCCCAUCCGAUUUUAAAGUGGAAAAUAAAGAAGAAGAAAACCACUAACAGAGCUACUCACCAUGGACACCCAGAGCUCAACUUCCAUCAGCCCUUCUCUUUAAAGUGACUUUUCCAAGAGCCUCAAACUUACUGCUGUGGAUUUCUACAAUUGCUCUUCCUGCCUGGCUCAGAGCACCCCGGAGCUGCUUUGACAGAAAAGCCCAAACUGGACUCAGGUUUUAGCUUCUGGAGUCCACCAGCAAACCUGGCAAGAGGGGAGGGAUGGUGAUUUGUUGCUGCUUGGGUUUUGUAUACCUUCUUUCAAGGAAAUCGAUUCCAAAUUAAAAAGAA
This is a messenger RNA of Pezoporus occidentalis (night parrot), 1042 nucleotides long. RefSeq names its product LHFPL tetraspan subfamily member 5 (gene LHFPL5). Lineage: Eukaryota; Metazoa; Chordata; Aves; Psittaciformes; Psittacidae. Gene Ontology annotation, cellular component: plasma membrane. The coding region runs from base 92 to 757 and encodes 221 amino acids. Gene Ontology annotation, biological process: sensory perception of sound; detection of mechanical stimulus involved in sensory perception. The record is from RefSeq and is a predicted model, not a curated record. The transcript has 4 exons.